Messenger RNA from Drosophila yakuba, 1965 nucleotides. RefSeq names its product putative glycerol kinase 5. The record is from RefSeq and is a predicted model, not a curated record. Gene Ontology annotation, cellular component: mitochondrion. NCBI's taxonomy places the organism in Eukaryota, Metazoa, Arthropoda, Insecta, Diptera, Drosophilidae. The transcript is spliced from 6 exons. Gene Ontology annotation, biological process: triglyceride metabolic process; glycerol metabolic process; glycerol-3-phosphate biosynthetic process. Gene Ontology annotation, molecular function: kinase activity; phosphotransferase activity, alcohol group as acceptor. Bases 205 to 1872 code for a protein of 555 amino acids.
CCAGUUGUGUUAUCAUUUGCAGGCGAAACAAAAACAAAAGUCGAGCACUUGAUAAGGAAAUCUGAAUCGCGCACUAUGAGACCCCGCCGGAAUAACAAUAACAAUAGCACUAACCAGAGCAUUAGCGAAAUGGAUAAGUCGCCCCGUCAGUUCGGCGCAACAGCGUCCCAAAGCCAGUGAUCGAAGAAGCGUGCGCUGGGAAACAUGUCAGCGCCUCCAAACGUAGCAGCAAAGCCAGCAGGAGCACCCAAGGAUCGUCCAUCUGCGGAGUGCUCGAGACCAGGACAACGCGCCUUCAUACUCGCCCUGGACGUGGGCACCACCUGUGUGCGGAGCUUCGUACUGGACGAAGAAUGUGUGGUCCGGGGAUCGGCGGUGGAUGCUGUGGAGCUACUGAACCCGCAGCCGGGCUAUUUCGAAAUCGAGCCCGAGAGCUUGUGGCGCAAAAUCGUUAGCGUUAUAACGCAGGCGGUGAAAAAUGCCCAGCUGACACCCACGGACAUCACCUGCCUGACCAUCUCCACGCAGCGGUGCACCUUCCUCACGUGGGAUCAUCGCACUGGCGAGUACUACCACAAUUUCAUCACCUGGAAGGACCUGCGCGCCGACGAGCUGGUCGAACAGUGGAACACCAGCUGGACAAAGAGCUCCAUGAACUGGAUGUCGUAUGCCCUGUUCCUGCUCACCCGCCAGUCACGAUUCCUCGCCGGCAGCGUCCUUAAGCUGAUGAAUGGCCAGGUCACACCAAGGCUGCUCUUCGAGAUAAUGCACAAUAAGAAGUUAAAGCAGGCGCUGAUGCAGAAGAAGGCACGUGUGGAGCUGCUGGAUUCGUGGAUCCUGCACAAGCUCAGAACUGGCAGUAGUCGCGAUAAGGAUGUGGAGCACAUAACCGAUGUAACCUCGAGCACCGCGACGGGAUUGUACGAUCCCUUUACGCUCAGCUGGUCGCCGCUUAUAAGUUGGUUGUUCGGCAUUAAUUCCAAGAUCCUGCCGCGUGUGGUGGACAACGGCUACAAGGGCUUCGGGCAUGUGCAUCCCACUGCCUUUGGUCCGGAGUGGGCCAACACACAGAUACCGAUUGCUGCCUCCCUGAGUGACCAAACGGCUGCCAUUUGGGGCUCCCAGUGUUUCCAGAAGAACGACGUCAAGGUCACUAUGGGUACUGGUGCAUUUCUCAAUUUGGUCACGGGCGAUCGCUGUCAAGCUGCCAUCUCCGGCAUGUAUCCACUGGUGGCAUGGCAGUUCAAGAAACCAACGAGACAACAGGGAGCCGUCUACUGCAUUGAGGGAGCAUCCCAUGACUUUGGCACCGUGGUCACUUGGGCGCAAUCGUGCGAGCUCUUCGACAGUCCAGCGAAUACCUCAGAUAUUGCUCAGUCUGUCCCAGACACGAACGAUGUGUUCUUUAUGCCCGCUUUCAGUGGCCUGGGGCCGCCGGUUAACGAUUAUCGGUCAGCAAGUGGCUUUAUUGGACUCAGUCCGUCCACCACCAAGGCCCACAUGGUGCGGGCUUUGCUCGAAAGCAUAGUCUUUCGUCUGGUGCAGCUGAUCGAGGCCGCUGAAGAUGAAACCUCUCAAAAGCUUCAUAUGAUUAGGGUUGACGGCGGUGUCUCCCGCAACGACUUCGUCUGCCAAUUCCUGGCGGAUCUCAGCCGACUGAGAGUGGAGCGGGCGGAGAAUGCGGAGAGCAGCAUCAUGGGCGCCACCUUCAUGGCGGGCAUCAACCACGGAAUCUGGCGCGAUGUGGAGGAUCUCAAACGUUUCCGGCAAGUGGAGCGGGUCUUUGAACCGCGUCCCAAGGAGUACGAAACCAUUGCCAGCCGGAUGGACAAAUGGAGCCGGACAAUUGCUCGGUUCAGUGACUGGUAUUAGACUAAAAUCUUCUUGUUUGUCUUUGUUUUUGUUAUUUAUUAGUCACUUAAAAGAAUAGGUAGCGGUAAAAUAAAAUGCUGAAUUUUUCAUAUU